Molecule: messenger RNA, 869 nt
Organism: Xenopus tropicalis (tropical clawed frog)
Lineage: Eukaryota; Metazoa; Chordata; Amphibia; Anura; Pipidae
Gene: esr-5
Product: bHLH-WRPW transcription factor ESR-5
Exons: 4
Coding region: 50-667 (205 amino acids)
Biological process (GO): regulation of DNA-templated transcription; negative regulation of transcription by RNA polymerase II; DNA-templated transcription
Cellular component (GO): nucleus
Molecular function (GO): protein dimerization activity; DNA binding
Source: RefSeq, marked predicted
GAGCUCAGCCGUUGAAAGGAUCCGUUAAAAGGAGCCAUUAGGAGCAGACAUGCCUGAUAUGGAGUAUUCCGAUACUUUCCCCUCCAGGAAGAUCCUUAAGCCUGUGGUGGAAAAGCAGAGAAGGGACCGGAUCAACCGGAGCCUGGAGGAGAUGAGGGUCUUGUUACUGAAACUCACUGGGAAUCAGAAACUUCAAAAUCCCAAAAUGGAGAAAGCUGAAAUUUUGGAAUUGGCCGUGAUUUACAUCAGAAACGUGACGCACAUGAAAACACAUGAUGCCAGUCAGUGGGUAUCCCCAGCAGAGAAGCUGUACCUCUCGGGCUUCCGUGAGUGCCUGGAUCGCACCGAAGACUUCAUCAGCGAGAUCAGCCCCAAGGCCAGGGCCGUGUUCCUGGACAAUCUACAGACCCACCUCCAGCAGCGGCUGCACUUCCCCACGCAAGUCGGCCUCGGGGGGCCGGGCAGGGACCACGAAGAAGACUUGAUGUCCAGCGGCAAUGGACUCUCCCCCAUCAUGGACUAUUCCAUCUCCAGGGAUGACCUGAGCCUCUGCACCCCGCCCAGUUCCCUCAGCUCUGAGAGUGGAAGCCCCCAGCAAUGGCUGCCGGCCAGCCCCCCGAACCAGCACGAACAGGCGCCGUUCUACAUAUGGAGACCAUGGCCGUGACGCUUGGUAGUUAAUGUUCUUUGCUUAUAAUGAAUAUAUGACGUGUGUUGGUAUAUACAGUAUCUGUAUGGCUAUCCGUGUAUGUUGUGCAUAUGUGACCAAUCCCGCGCUUGGGCGGGUGAAUAUAUUGCUGUUAUACAGUAUUUGUGUAUUUAUAACUUUUUUUUUUUUUUUAAAUAAAACCUUUCUUUGUUUUUAUACA